Molecule: messenger RNA, 887 nt
Organism: Bombus pyrosoma
Lineage: Eukaryota; Metazoa; Arthropoda; Insecta; Hymenoptera; Apidae
Gene: Snapin
Product: SNAPIN protein homolog
Exons: 3
Coding region: 262-741 (159 amino acids)
Biological process (GO): regulation of synaptic vesicle exocytosis; synaptic vesicle exocytosis; lysosome localization
Cellular component (GO): synaptic vesicle; BORC complex; BLOC-1 complex
Molecular function (GO): SNARE binding
Source: RefSeq, a predicted model, not a curated record
CGUAAUACAACUAUGUAAAUUGUAUCAUCGAUAAACAAACCUUUUGGUUGAAAUUUUUGAUGUGUUAUUCGAUUCGAUUCUAACCUAUAUUUGAUACGAAACUCGAUGCUCGGAGCAAGAUAAAGGUAAUAAGAUUUCCAGUUAGUUGCUGGACGAAAAACUCGUAGAAUCUAAUCGAUGAAAGACCUAAUGCGGCAGGUGGCGCCAUCUGAAAAACGGUAGAAAGAACAGAAAGUAUUGUAUUAUAGAAAGAAGUAAAACAUGGAUGUGGAUACAGCGAGUGAUAAUACGUCCAUCGAUGACAAGAUAGACGAUUUUUGUGAGAAUCCAACGAGAGAUGCUCUAACAGAAGGUCUUAUGAGCCUUUUGAAACCUACAGUGGAUCAAUUAGACGAAAGAAUUCGUGCCACAAGAAUAUGUCAAAUAGAAUUAAAGCAACGAAUUGAAUCGUUGACGGAAGAAUUGCAGAGGAUCAACGAAGUAUUGCAGUGUCCGCUGGAAACAGAUUCUUAUGUUAAAAAGUUGAUCAACGCUAAACAUAAAAUCACAAUUGUUAGUAACAUUUUACAAAGUACGCAAGAGCGAUUGAACAAAAUUCACCAAGCAGUGGAGAAAAAUACAGUAAAAAGGAAAGCUUUACUGGAUCGUAGCUCUCCAUAUGGUAAUGCCUCUAAUAUUUUAAGUACAGAAGAACAAGUGGAAGUAGAAAAAGGGGCUAACGUUUCUAAAGAAUAUGAAUGAAACACGAUAGUACGUGUAAAAUAAUUGUGAUACGUCCCUCUUUAGCUUUGUCUUUAAUUUAGAAAUAUCUAAGAAAAGAACAAAUUGUACAAAAAUUCUUCUAUAUAUUUUCCAUGUAUCAUGAAUACACCGAUAGUUAGAUUAUC